This is a messenger RNA of Cuscuta campestris, 2075 nucleotides long. The record is from the annotation of a GenBank genome assembly. Lineage: Eukaryota; Viridiplantae; Streptophyta; Magnoliopsida; Solanales; Convolvulaceae.
AAAAGAAAUUUAAGACACUUCUCUAUCACUCUUCUCCCUCUCUCGUGAAAGCGAAACGAAUUAACUCUGUGCUCUUCCCUUCCCUUCCCUUCCCUCAAUCUAUUUAGCAUUCUCGCCUGCCUCGAGUGUGAUGACUCCCGCAGAGAUUUGAGGCCGGUGUGGCAAUGCCGGAGCUAGGGUUUCACGAUCAGAUUUCCGCCUUCCGGGCCCGGGAUGUAAGUCCGGACUCCGUCAUCUUCACCGCCGACUCCAACUUGAGCAUCUUCUCCUCUGCUUCCGCCAGCGUAGACCGAUGCUCCUUCGCAUCUGACUCCCAUGACCACGAGGAUCCUUGCUUGUCCGACACUUCUCAGCCGCAUUUGGCAGGGCAUGAACUCCACGAGGCUUCACGUUGUCCAGCUUCAUACCGAAAAAGCCACAAUGUUCACCUCAGUAAAAGAGACAUAGCAAGAGUUCAGAUAGCAGAAAACAGCGAGGUUGAGACAGAGGAUGACAGUAUAACUUUUGAUUCUGCAAGAAACUCAUUCUCUCAAGCUCUUAAAGAAUGUCAAGAUAGGAGAUCUAGAAAUCUAGCUCUACUCCACAAACCAGACAGACGAAGACAUGCUUCAUUAGAUCUGAACAGCUCUGUGGCAAAAGCUGCAAACUCCUCUUCGCCACGAUUUGGAGGUACGAAAAAGGCAUUCGUGACUACUCCCAGGGCUGGUGUAUUCCCUAGUCCAUAUACUCCCAAUUACCGCCAUUCGAGUGUUGGUAUUCAGAAAGGCUGGAGUUCAGAGCGGGUCCCAUUGCAUUCCAGUGCUAAUAGGAGGCAAUUGAACAAUGCAUUGCUGCCUUAUUAUGGUGGGAGAACCUUACCUUCCAAAUGGGAGGAUGCAGAGAGGUGGAUUUUUAGCCCAUUAGCUGGAGAUGCUGCAACAAGGACUUCAUUACAACAGCCACAAAGGCGUCCUAAAUCCAAGAGUGGACCCCUUGGACCCCCUGGGGCAGCAUACUGUUCUUCAUCAUUAUAUUCUCCAGCAAUGCCCUUGGCAAAAAGAGAAAACAACAUAAAUUUAGUAGCUAAUUCUCCCUUUUCCACCCGAGUGGGGCCAACAAAUGAUUUAUCUAUUCAUUGUGGAAGUCAUGGAGUUGGUGACAACUUUACUGCGUGCACAGAGCCAUGCAUGGCAAGGUCACUUAGCAUUAAUGGGUUCUCUGAACUGCUCAGCUUGUCCUCCUUGCCAGCUGUCCAAGAUGAGGGAAACAAUGACAAUGAAUUUAACGAUGAUGCGGCCAGCAACACAUCUGGUGAUGUCUUAAGGAGGGAUAUGGUAACUCAGAUGAGCCCAGACCAGCCAGACACUAGUCCACAGUCAUCUUUCUCUCCUCCACUACUGCCAAUUGUGGAGGUGCCCCGCGUCCAUUCUUUUAAAGCGGAGGUCCGCGAUGUUCCUAUUGAUGAGAGGGUUACUGUAACAAGGUGGUCAAAGAAACAAAGAGCUCGAAUCCCUAGCAAGAGCCAGGGAGGUGCUGAUGAGUGGAGAAGGAAAGCUGUUGAGGUACAGUCAGAAGUUUCGGAAACAGAAAAUUCUACUUCAAAGAUUAAGCGGGAAGAAAACAAAAUAACUGCUUGGGAGAACCUUCAAAAGGCCAAAGCCGAGGCAGCAAUUCGAAACCUUGAGAUGAAACUGGAGAAAAAGAGAUCAUCCUCAAUGGAUAAAAUAAUGAACAAAUUGAGAUCUGCACAGAAGAAGGCACAAGAAAUGAGAAGCUCGAUGUCGGGCAGCCAGGGCUGUGAAUCUCAAAUAAACACCCAGAGAGCGUUAUCCUUUCGCAGGACUCGCCAAGUCAGGUCAUUCAGUGGCUGCUUUACGUGCCAUGCAUUUUAGCUAUGGGGCGCCCUUUGCCUGGUUCCUAAUUGAAGCCUCCAUUGUUCAAUAUCUUUAGGUCAGUCUGUUUCUAUAACUUGCGCUCUGUAUUCAUUCAUUGAGGGUGGGGGAAUUCAGUUGUGUUCAAGAAUGAUAUCUAACCAUUUCGGCCACGAACGCUCAUGUAUUUGAUAGUUCUCAAAUGUUGGUUGAAGUUCUUCGUAU